AUCUCACUGGUUUGGAUGGCCCUGAGCCCUAAGAUCUCGGGCUUCUAGAUGCGGUGAGAGAGCCGCUGUCUUCUUUUCUUUUCUUUUCCUCUUUUCCUCAUGUUUUCCCUCUUUAUCUCUCCUUUCUCCCUUAUAUCGUCUGGUCGUAUUCCGCCUUGCCAUUUUCACCCCGUUGACUCUUCUCUCGCGACUGCAACGGCAGCUGCAUCAUGGCUUCUCCAGCAUCCGACGAGAAGACGCCUUCUACGACAGACAACCCUGCCGCAGUCAACACCACAUCCAAUCUGGACCCCGAGAAGCAAACCGUCACCCAGGUUGAGGAUGGCAAUGGUGGACCCGCACCAGCCUACUUUCUCGUGACCCCGGAAAUGGAGAGGAGAGUGGUGCGCAAGUUGGACAUGAGGCUCGUCCCUCUGGUUAUGGGUCUCUAUCUCCUGGCGUACCUCGACCGUUCGAACAUUGGAAAUGCCAAGAUUGCAGGAAUGGAAAAAGACCUCCAUCUCUCCUCCCCCAACUACCAGUGGCUCCUGACCAUCUUCUACAUCUCCUACAUCGUCUUCGAAUGGUUUGCCCUGAUGUGGAAGGUCAUCCCACCACACAUGUGGGCCGCCUUCUGCGUCGUCGGCUGGGGCAUCGUAGCUACCUGCCAGGCCGCUACCUUCUCCUUCUCCGAGAUGAUGUGCGCGCGCUUCUUCCUGGGCUUCUUCGAAGCCGGCUACGGUCCAGGAAUCCCAUAUCUGCUGAGCUUCUUCUACCUGCGGCAUGAGAUUGGUGUCAGGAUUGGCGUAUUCCUGUCGGCGGCCCCGCUGGCGACGUGCUUUGCUGGCGCGCUAGCCUACGGAAUUACCAGUGGAAAUGAUGCCCACCGGAUCCAUAAUUGGAGACUGCUCUUCCUGGUGGAAGGGUUGCCGUGUAUCGUCGUUGGGGUCGCUACGUAUUUCCUGCUGCCAGACAGCCCCGAGAAGGCAAGAUUCUUGAAUGAGGAAGACAAGCGCGUUGCCCGAGCUCGGGGCGUGCGACAGGUGGGAGACGAAGAAGCCCACCGCCUGGGGAGUGUUAGUUUUAAAGAUAUCGGCAUGGCGCUGCUCGAUCUGAAGAACUACUUCACCGCCCUGAUGUACUUCUCCUGCAACGUCUCCUUCUCCUCCCUCCCCGUCUUCCUCCCUACCAUCCUCUCCCAGAUGGGCUUCACCCCCAUCCAAGCCCAAGGCCUCUCCGCCCCACCCUACUUCCUCGCCUUCCUCCUCACCAUCGCCACGACCUACAUCGCCGACCGCACCCAACAACGCGGCCUCAUGAUCUUCUUCCUCUCCCUCACCGGCGCCCUCGGCUACAUCCUCCUCGCCGCCACCGAGAAGACCGGGCCGCGCUACACCGGCGUCUUCUUCGCCGCCGCCGGCAUCUUCCCCUGCAUCGGCAACAUCCUCCCCUGGGUGCUGAACAACCAAGGCUCCGACACGAAGCGCGGCACCGGCAUCGCUCUCCUCAACCUCAUCGGCCAGUGCGGUCCCCUGCUCGGCACCCGCGUCUAUCCGCAGAAGGACAGCCCCUACUACAAGCUCGGCAUGUGGGUCUGCGCGGGCUUCAUGCUAUUCAACGCCUUGCUAGCUAUCGGUCUGCGCACCCUGCUUGUGUGGGAGAAUCGCGUCCUGGAUCGGAAGUACGGCGUUGUGGCGCGUGCGGAUGGGAACGGUAAGGUGGAGGAUGACAUUAAGGGCGAGCCGGGCGUCGGCGUUGAGAAUGAUGGGCCGAGAUUUAGGUAUGUUCUGUAG
Messenger RNA from Amorphotheca resinae ATCC 22711, 1772 nucleotides. RefSeq lists its product as hypothetical. NCBI's taxonomy places the organism in Eukaryota, Fungi, Ascomycota, Leotiomycetes, Helotiales, Amorphothecaceae. The record is from RefSeq and is a predicted model, not a curated record. The transcript is spliced from 4 exons. Gene Ontology annotation, cellular component: membrane. The coding region runs from base 210 to 1772 and encodes 520 amino acids. Gene Ontology annotation, biological process: transmembrane transport. Gene Ontology annotation, molecular function: transmembrane transporter activity.